UACCUUGUGUCAUGUGACCUGUGAGCAGCCAGCUAAUCAGCUUCCCUCAGUCACAGAAGGAUUAAUGGCGUCUGCAGAGAAAGAUAGUGACCACGUUUGCAUGGUGCUUCUUCCUAAUGACCUCUGACACCCUACACCCCUUCAUGGGUGCGGUGUGCUGGGUGCUGCCACUGGAGAAGGAAGGUGAGGAGCUUCUGGAUGAGCGGCCACGCUCGCCCCUACACACUUUCCAGAGAGGUCGGGUGGCGACUCUCCUGUCCAGGAAGUCCUAUGCCAAAGAGGAUGGCCUACAGCCCGGAAGCCCCGCCCACCUGAAUGUGUGUCAACGUGUGCACAGAGUCCUUAAAGAGCUGCUGGACACGGAGAAGUCCUAUGUGAAGGUCUGGUACAGGAAGCAUGCUCUUGAUGCUCCCGUUGAUCCUAAUAACGGUGUGGUCCUGCUGCUCAAACAGGAUCUGGUCUGCUUGUUCGAGGUCUACCUGACUCCUCUACACAAUGAGACCUUCCUCAGUAACGACGAGGUCUGUUCUUCCUCUUCCUCUUCAGAGCAGGUUAGAACCUCAGUGUGUCUCUUCCAGAUGGAGGCUCUGGUGGGCAUCCUUCCUGAGAUGUUGGACUUUCAGCGAGUUUUUCUCCAAACUCUGGAGGACAACAUUACCUCCAGUCCAGACUUGGACUCACCUGAGCAGUUCAAGAAAGUUCUCCUCUCAGUGGGAGCAUCUUUUCUGCACUACGCUGACCACUUUAAGCUCUACAGCAUCUUCUGUGCCAACCACGUCAAAGUCCAGAAGGUUCUGGAGCGAGCCAGGACAGACAGAACCUUCAAACACUUUCUGGACACCAGAAACCUGACCAAGCAGCACUCUUCGUCUCUGGACUCCUUCCUCAUCAAACCUGUUCAAAGAGUUCUCAAGUAUCCGCUUCUGCUGCAUGAACUCAUCAGUCUCACUCGGCCCAAAAGCGCCGAGCACAUCCGACUGACAGAGGCACUGCAGGCCAUGGAGGAGGUGGCCUGUCACAUAAAUGAGGUUAAAAAGUUAUACGAGGACUUUGGACAUGUCUUUCAACAGCUAGCCUCAGACAGUCAGGUGUCCACGGGGGACUUCCUGGUCCACUCUUCGGUGUUGUGGCUCAACCCUCCACCUGGUCUGGGUCGCCUGAAGAAGGAACCAGAACUCACUUUGUUUGUAUUCCAGCGGGCCGUCAUCCUGGCUUACAGCGAUAAGAAGAUGCCCCCCUCACGCUCGCCUCAUCCGGACCUCUCCAGGUUACGCUGGCUAAUACCUGUUCCGGCGCUCCAAGUCAUCCCAGGCUGGGAGGCGUCGUGCAAGUGGCAGUUGAUCCACUACAAGUCUGAGGAGGGAGGAGCCAGAGAGGUGUUCCAGCUGAGCAGCAGAGCUUUGGAGAGCAAGAUGCAGAUAGUGACAAUCCUCCAAAACCUCCUGGCAGACCCAGCUCCCACCGACUCCAUGAGGAGGAGGAACCAGCCCCAGUCGUCCUCCCGUUGGACAAGUCCUGUUGACCAGAAGGACUGUGGUUGGCUGCUAAACUCUCAGGUGACAAGUGUCUUACGCUCGGUGACCAGAGACUUGGAGGCUCACCUGCAGACGCUGACCUUCAGCAGGAAAACGGUGGUGACUGGCAGCUGUGACCAAAGGAGGUCCAGGUCUGAGGUCUUGGACCUAGAGAAAGACUUCAGCGUCCACAGCAUCACAUCCAUGACCAAUGAGGACAUUUUCUACGAGGUGUUGCUAGAAUCUUCGUCUACUGCUGUCCCCGCGCUGCAAGGCUAAUGCUAACAGGCUAACCUCUAAACAAAGAGAGCACAAGCUACCAAGUCAAACUCCUUGUUUUUAAACAAACUUGGCCAAUAAAUCUGAUUCUGAUUAUGAUCGGUGUUUCCACAACAUAGCCCUGUGAUUGGCUGGCAGGGUCUCUGCGGGUUUCAACAACAACAAAAUGAAGACUUUUAAAGACAUUUUCAAGACCAUAAAGAAUACAAUUUAAGACCAUUUAACAUCAAUACUGACAAAAAAGGACAAAGACAUAAAUAAAAAUUGUAUAUAAAUGUAAUCACUGCUCUUUCACAUUGGAUAACAUUUUUUUUAACAUAACUAAGAAAACCAGAAACCUGUGUAGUGUAAACUAUAUCAUUAGAAAAAAAACACAGGCUGUAAAGUGGUUUUCUAAUUACCUGUCCGAUAAAACCCAAUGCAUCCAGUUUGCCGGAUACUCUUCGUCUUUCCUACCUGUUUUAAAUGGUGUACCGCAGGGGACGGCGUGGCGAAGUUGGUAGAGUGGCCGUGCCAGCAAUCGGAGGGUUGCUGGUUACUGGGGUUCAAUCCCCACCUUCUACCAUCCUAGUCACGUUCGUUGUGUCCUUGGGCAAGACACUUCACCCUUGCUCCUGAUGGCUGCUGGCUAGCGCCUUGCAUGGCAGCUCCCGCCAUCAGUGUGUGAA
Molecule: messenger RNA, 2461 nt
Organism: Entelurus aequoreus (snake pipefish)
Lineage: Eukaryota; Metazoa; Chordata; Actinopteri; Syngnathiformes; Syngnathidae
Product: rho guanine nucleotide exchange factor TIAM2-like
Exons: 10
Coding region: 117-1793 (558 amino acids)
Biological process (GO): positive regulation of axonogenesis; small GTPase-mediated signal transduction; activation of GTPase activity
Cellular component (GO): synapse; membrane
Molecular function (GO): guanyl-nucleotide exchange factor activity
Source: RefSeq, a predicted model, not a curated record